Messenger RNA from Xyrauchen texanus (razorback sucker), 1147 nucleotides. RefSeq names its product homeobox protein engrailed-2a. Lineage: Eukaryota; Metazoa; Chordata; Actinopteri; Cypriniformes; Catostomidae. Gene Ontology annotation, molecular function: RNA polymerase II cis-regulatory region sequence-specific DNA binding; DNA-binding transcription factor activity, RNA polymerase II-specific. Gene Ontology annotation, biological process: neuron differentiation; regulation of transcription by RNA polymerase II; multicellular organism development. Gene Ontology annotation, cellular component: nucleus. The transcript is spliced from 2 exons. The record is from RefSeq and is a predicted model, not a curated record. Bases 325 to 1104 code for a protein of 259 amino acids.
GGAGCCCCACUUCUCUGUCCUCAGAGAAACUGAAGCCCGAUAAUUGCAUUGCGCAGGAAACGAAUAGCACCAAACGGGCAAGUUACUGAUCAUCCACCUAAAAUAGAGUUCAUACCGUCAUUGGAACCGCAAAGCGAAACUAUGUUUUCCCUUUGUGACCACGGUGCGCAAAGGCUGUUUAUUGUUCCCCAAACUCAUUGACAAAUUUUCUUAGUCAGUUUAAAAUUUUUACUGAGGUGAACAAAGUGGACGGAGUCGCCCGUGGAGUGGGGUGCGGGAGAGCGAUAAAGGGUUAAGGACGGAGAGUGGAAAGUGUUUCCCAGCAUGGAUGAGAAUGAGCAGAGCGCAAGAGACGCGGUACAGCGAGGAGCCGCGGACGAGUCCAACAGUGCCAUAAGACCCCUUCUGCAAGCUCCGGGGAACCUGCAGCUCCCGCACCGAAUCACCAACUUUUUCAUCGACAACAUCCUGCGACCGGACUUUGGCCGUAAGAAAGACGCAAACAUCACGCGCGAUGAAAGCAAUCACAGCCCUACGGGUCCUAGCACGGGACAGGUGGGAAGUACAGUACCAGCAGAGGGAAGUUCCACAACGCAUACGAGCAGCGAAGGAAAGAAGCCAGAGAUAGUGAGCCAAGAGCCCUUGAAGCCUCGUGGGGAGAAUGUGGAUCAGUGCCUUGGUUCAGAAACGGAUACUUCACAGGCCAAUUCAAACGGACAGACUGCCCAGCCUAUGCUGUGGCCCGCUUGGGUUUACUGCACACGGUACUCGGACAGGCCAUCGUCAGGUCCCAGAUCUCGUAAACCAAAGAAGAAAAACGACAGUAAAGAGGACAAACGACCACGCACGGCCUUCACGGCGGAGCAGCUUCAGAGACUCAAGGCCGAGUUCCAGACCAACCGCUACCUGACCGAGCAGCGACGGCAGAGUCUGGCGCAGGAGCUCGGCCUCAAUGAAUCCCAGAUCAAAAUCUGGUUCCAGAACAAGAGGGCCAAAAUCAAAAAAGCCAACGGCAACAAGAACUCUCUGGCAUUGCACCUGAUGGCGCAGGGACUGUACAACCACAGCACGACGUCAAAGGACGAACAAUCAGACAGUGACUGAGAUAGAGAAAGCUGGGAGGGGUGAAAGGUGGUGGUGAUGGAGG